CAUCACUACGCGACAGACACUCAUCUGUGUUAAAUUAAAUGUCUUGCACAAUAUACCCUCAUCUGGACUGAAAAUGUCGUGUCUGUAAAUUGUUCACGACAUGACUGAUGUACUUUGAAAAUCUGUUGGCAGAAACACAUUUUUAUGCACAGCUUUUAUUCCGUAAAUGCAUCGAAAACCCCCACAGCUGUGGAUCAAGUGAUACAGACCUCAAUGUAAAUUUGCAUCUAAUGUCGCAGUCUACCAAGCUGCUGAGUUGACCAUCUUGGCCGGUGCCUCCAGGUCAGCUGGUACUGUACAUUCAGUCUUCUGCAGCUCUCGGGUGGAUGAACGCCACGACUUGUGAUUUGAGCGGCGCCUCAAAGACUCCAUGUCUUUCUUGGACUGCUCCUGCAUCUCCCACACUCAGGUCCAGCCCAUGGACAUAGAGGAGUGCUACGAGGACACCGGUCAGCAUCGCUCGGGUCCCGGGAGCACCCCUGCACACCCGACGGUGAGAUGCGGCGACGGCAACAUCGCGCCAUUGUCAGCAGAGCCUGCCCAUUACCAGUUCCUCGUUGAGCUGGGGUGGGGUUUCAACAACCUGAGCCAGGUGCGCAUGGCCCGUCACACUCCAACUGGGCAACUGGUGGCGAUAAAACAAACCAACCUGGAUGAGUGCACGGAGGAGGAGCUGCUACAGCUCCUGAAUGAAGUUUUCCUGUCCAGGCGGGUCCGUCACCCAAACCUGCUGACGUUCCGACUGGUCUUCAGCUCUUGCUGCCAGCUGUGGGUCCUUACGCCGCUCAUGGCCUACGGCUCUGCACACUUUCUCAUGAGAACGUAUUUCCCUGAUGGAAUGAGCGAGUCCUUAAUAGCGUACCUCCUGUAUGGCGUCUUGCAAGCGUUGGACUAUCUGCACUGCAUGGGCUACGUUCACAGGGGUGUGAAGGCCAGUCACAUCCUCUUGUCAGAAGAAGGUCGCGUCUACCUGUCGGGACUGCACGGCGUUUACAGUAUGAUGCGUGAAGGGAAGAGGAUGAGGGCGGUGUUCGACAUGCCCCACCACAGUCCCGCCCUGCUGCCCUGGUUGAGCCCCGAACUACUGCAGCAGGAUCUCCACGGUUAUGGAGUCAAGUCUGAUAUCUACAGUUUGGGUAUUGCCGCCUGCGAGCUGGUGAGCGGCAGGGUGCCCUUCCAGGACAUGGCACCCACUCAGACUCUGCUCCUGAAGCUGCGCGGUUUGCACCGCUGCCUGACCGACACGGCUCUCUUCCCACUCGGCGAGCUGGGGGCACUGAAGGUGUCCCGGUCCGGGGUGGACUCCGGCAUGGGAGAGAGCGCGACUCACAGUACCGGCGCUCCUCCACCCGCCACAGAAGGACCUCGGAGUCCCGGACCCAAAAACCACUCUGCCACCUUGCACAAUUUGGUGCAACUGUGUCUGCAGCAGCAGCCCGAGCGCAGACCGACGGCCUCUGCCCUCAUGAGCCACGCCUUCUUCAAACAGGUGAAGAGGCACACCAGAGACUCCUUCCUCAGCCUUGUGUACCCAGCGGUGCCGCUCAGUAGCUCCGAGGUGGCGCUCUUAUCAUCGUACCCCCCGAGCCCGUCCUGCCACUCUCCAACGGCAGUCACGGCGGGUUGUGCCGAGCCGUCCUGGGAUUUCUCCUAAAAGUCAACCGAAUGGCCUCAUCUGCUGUGUUAAAGGAACAGAAAAGGGAAACAUAGGGGCAGUUGUAAAUUAACAAAGACAUCCUGUGUGUUACAUACCCCCCCCCAUACGUACUGUACCAAUUGUGACUCUUAAGAAAUAGUGCUUGCUUGUGAAGGGUGUGAGAUGCUGUUUGUGUUACUUACCAUUAGGAAUGAAGCCCACAGUGGAUCGAACAAGUCGACACACCUGUUCAAAUGCCAUUUUUUCCCUUUUUUCCUCCACUUGAGUUGUACGGGUUAUAAUAUAGGUCGCAUUCGUGGUGGAUAAAAAGUUUUGUAAUGCCUUAUCGCGGUCCUCUUUUUUUUUUUCUUUCUAAAUAUCACAGAAACCUGGUAUUCGAAAAGCGGCGUGUCAUCUUCCUAGCUAACAUAUACCCAAUGAACACUUUCAGAUAAAACUUCAAGAGGGAGUUGAACGAGUGAAUAGAAAUCAGCGCUACCAGCCAAUUGGACGGUUCACGUCACCGCCUAUCACUCUCCACGUUUUACCCUUUUGAAUCACUCGGCAAUUUACAAGCCACUUGUCGAAGUGGUGAAACGACGGGGGUGCCCUACCUCAUUUGACAUGGCCUUUGAACAAAAGGGGCAGCGCACAAAAACGAAGAAAAGGCCGCAUCCCGCUCAAUCUAAGUGACCUCCGCGUCGGGUGUACUUUUUACCACGAGUAAAUAGGCAACGUUUCCUCACCUGAUCAUGAGCCAAAGAAGAAACGUGCCCGUGGGCGAGCGAUGACGCGCGACAAUGCUUCACGCGGAGACCUCUGUGGAACUGUGAUCAUGUGCACUGUGAUGUAAAGUACGUAUCAAAGAUGAGAACGAGACAAUUCGACAUAUUAAACCAAUAUGCAAGU
Molecule: messenger RNA, 2545 nt
Organism: Hippocampus comes (tiger tail seahorse)
Lineage: Eukaryota; Metazoa; Chordata; Actinopteri; Syngnathiformes; Syngnathidae
Gene: stradb
Product: STE20 related adaptor beta
Exons: 13
Coding region: 371-1654 (427 amino acids)
Biological process (GO): activation of protein kinase activity; protein export from nucleus; protein phosphorylation
Cellular component (GO): serine/threonine protein kinase complex
Molecular function (GO): protein serine/threonine kinase activator activity; protein kinase activity; ATP binding
Source: RefSeq, a predicted model, not a curated record